GUGACAUCACCUUCUCGAUGAUCUCCCUCCGAGUCCUCCAUCGUAGAUAUGACGUUUUUUAUUCGAAUAGCGCGUCAUUGUAAUUGGAAACAUAUAUAAACGCUCAUCGAUUUUUCGAAAUAAUAAUUUCCUCAAUAACUCUAAACUCAUUACCAAUCAUGUCUUCUUCCAAUGGACCCGACAAAAGCACUGGCCAGUAUCACUCAAUGAAAGGCAAUGUCGUUGAAGCUGUCGGCAAUCUCACUGGCGCUGAAUCCUGGCAAACAUCAGGCAAACAAGAACACGCCGAGGGCGAGACAGAAUACAAGGCUGCCCAGGCAGAAGGAAUUGCAGAGGGCGCGAAGGACGAGGUCUCCGGCUAUGUAUCUAGUGUUACGGGUGCGAUAACAGGUGACAAGAGCAAACAGACUAGUGGAAAUAUCCAGAAAGAGACUGGCAAAGCCCAGAAGGAAGCGAACAAACAAGCAUAACUUGAAGCGAUUUCAAGGCAAAUGUAAAUGUUGUACAUACUGUAUGACACUUAGGGGUACAAACUAUCUGGUGUAUAUGACAUGUAAAUUAUACGUUAAACUUUUCGGCCAACGACAAUUUUUUAAAACAAUAAAUGUAUCGCAUCCUUUUGAAGCAAUGAUUUAUUCCCUAUUGCAAACUUAACCCAGAGAAUACAAUAAUUUGACAUACAUUUUUCCUCUGUUCCUGU
Messenger RNA from Lentinula edodes (shiitake mushroom), 700 nucleotides. RefSeq names its product mismatched base pair and cruciform DNA recognition protein. The coding region runs from base 159 to 470 and encodes 103 amino acids. NCBI's taxonomy places the organism in Eukaryota, Fungi, Basidiomycota, Agaricomycetes, Agaricales, Omphalotaceae. The record is from RefSeq and is a predicted model, not a curated record. The transcript is spliced from 4 exons.